AUCUGAGCUUUUUUGGUUCAUAAAAUCAGACCAAAACUCUCACUCUCACUCUCCCCCCCCUCUCUCUCUCUCUCUCUCUCUCUCUCUCUCUCUCUCUCUCUCUCUCUUUCAAUUUCUGCUGCCUUUAAGCUUAAUGUAAGUUGGCAUUCAAAGACCCAGCAAGGAUUUGGCUGGAAGUAGAAUGGCAUAUAUGUGUACGGACAGUGGAAAUCUAAUGGCGAUUGCUCAGCAGGUCAUCAAGCAGAAGCAGCAGCAAGAACAACAGCAGCAACAACAGCAGCAGCAGCAACAGAUUCUGGGUGUGAACUCUUUUUGCUUGAAUCCAUGGCAGACGCCUCAUCCGGGGUUGAGUGGUGGUCCCAGUUUGGGAUAUGGGCUCGGCGGGGCGGCGUUUGCGGACCCGUUUCAGGUCGGCGGCGGGGGCGGGGAUGGUGCGGAGGCGGGGUUUCAGUUUCCGAGCUUGGAGCAGCACGGCGGAGGGGUGUUUCCGUUUGCUGAUUUCGGUGGCGGGGCGGGCGGCGAGUUUGACUCAGAUGAGUGGAUGGAGAGUUUGAUAGGCGGUGGGGAUUCCACGGGGAGUUCCAAUCUUCACUCCGGAUGUGACGCGUGGCAGACUAGCUCGGAGUUCGGUCUCUACGGUUCGGAUCCGUUUGCUGGCCCGAGUCGACUCAGUAUUGCCUCGUCGGCGCCUUCGAAUCUCAUUUUCUCUGAAGCUCAGAAGAAUAAUAAUAUUAAUACUUGCCCUCUACAACCUCAAACGUCGGAGUGGGCCCCUACUUCAACUUCGCCGCCGGCACAGCAAACAAGCCCGACUCACCGAAACGACGUCGUAGCAGCAGCAGCAGCGGGCACCUCCUUCAGUUCGCCGGACAAUUUAUCGUCAAAACCGUUACUUAAAGCGUUAGUAGACUGCGCUAGAUUGGCGGAGUCGGAGCCGGACAAUGCUACGAAAUCGCUGGUUCGACUGAGGGAUUCGGUUUCCCAGGACGGAGAUCCGACGGAGCGAGUUGCGUACUAUUUCUCCGAAGCGCUCUACAGUCGGCUUUCUCGGCAACCGGCGACGAUUCCGUUUCCGAUGGGCGUAGAAGCGAGCUUAGAAGAGUUCGCGCUGUCUUACAAAGCUUUCUACGACGCUUGCCCGUAUUCAAAGUUCGCUCACUUGACAGCUAACCAAGCGAUUCUAGAAGCUACCGAGAAAGCUUCGAGGAUUCACAUCGUUGAUUUUGGUAUCGUGCAGGGCAUUCAAUGGGCGGCUCUUUUACAGGCCCUGGCAACCCGACCCGCCGGAAAACCCAAAUACAUUCGGAUUUCCGGCAUUCCCGCUCCGGUGCUCGGAAAAUCUCCGACGGCCUCGCUUUUAGCAACCGGGAACCGUUUGCGCGACUUCGCCAAGGUUUUGGAUCUGAAUUUCGAGUUCGAUCCGGUUCUGACCCCUAUUCCGGAGCUAAACGAGUCCAGUUUACGGGUCGACCCGGAUGAUGCUCUCGCCGUCAAUUUCAUGCUUCAGCUAUACAAUUUAUUGGACGAGACGACGGCCACCGUGGAGGCCGCACUGAAGCUCGCGAAAUCGCUGAAUCCCAGCGUUGUAACGUUGGGGGAAUACGAAUUGAGCCUGAAUCGGGUCGGGUUCCUGGAGAGGUUCACGAAUGCGCUCAAUUACUACUCCUUAGUUUUCGAGUCUCUGGAUCCGAAUAUGCCUCGAGACUCGCCGGAGAGGCUGCAGGUGGAGAGGCUGUUGCUUGGGCGGAGAAUCGCCGUGAUGGUGGGCCCGGCGGAACAGGAGACCAAAAGAGAGUGCACUGAAGAUAAAGAACAGUGGAAAAUCCUGAUGGAAAGCGCAGGUUUUGAGCCGCUACCACUCAGCCAUUACGCAAUGAGCCAAGCAAAAAUUCUUCUCUGGAACUACAGUUACAGUGCUUCAUAUGGGCUGAUUGAAUCUCCACCUGGGUUUCUCUCCUUGGCCUGGAACGAUGAACCUCUCCUCACUGUUUCUUCAUGGCAUUGAUUGAAUGAAGAAAGCAACAAUCACAGAAUUUACCCACAAAUCUUCCAUGAAUUUGCCAAUUAUUGUGUUUUGAAAGCCAUCCAUGAAGCUCUGAAGCCCCACCUUGGUCAUUUAAUUUGAUGUUCCCUGUAAUCAGUAUGACCAAAAAGAUUAGUAUACAUUGAUAUUUUUGAUCUCUUUAGAGUUUAGACCAACCCAAGAUGUUAUUAACUUUGCAGCUUGACUUAUCAAGAUUGAUCAAGGUCCCAUGUUUAUAUCUCUGUGGUUUUGUUUUUUUGUUUUGUGGUAUUUGCUCAGUAGAUUUGGUAGGAAUAGUUUCUUACUGCCCUCUUUUUUCUUCAGGGCAGGGUUGGGAAGGUCUUGAUUCUUGAAAGUUGAAAGACAGGGAACCAAGUGUAACUGUGUAUAUAUGGUUUUAGUUUUUACUAUGGAUAUUGAUUUGCAUUAAA
This is a messenger RNA of Ipomoea triloba (trilobed morning glory), 2454 nucleotides long. RefSeq names its product SCARECROW-LIKE protein 7. The transcript has a single exon. Gene Ontology annotation, molecular function: DNA-binding transcription factor activity; sequence-specific DNA binding. Gene Ontology annotation, biological process: regulation of DNA-templated transcription. Bases 182 to 2005 code for a protein of 607 amino acids. Gene Ontology annotation, cellular component: nucleus. The record is from RefSeq and is a predicted model, not a curated record. Lineage: Eukaryota; Viridiplantae; Streptophyta; Magnoliopsida; Solanales; Convolvulaceae.